AUGUCCAAAACAAUUGCACUUAUCAGCGGCGCGAACCAAGGCAUCGGCCUCGCAACAGCAACUCGCCUCGCACGCGAACACGGCUAUCAAGUCAUCAUCGGAUCUCGCAACUCCGACAAUGGCCUCAAAGCAGCGAAGGAGCUUCAAUCGGAAGGUCUAUCCGUUGGCAGUGUGCAACUAGACAUCCUAUCCGACGACUCAAUUGCCAACGCAGCUAAAUAUAUCGACCAGAAAUACGGCAAAUUAGAUGUCCUCAUUAACAACGCCGGGAUCCUGCUAGAUGGCGGCGCUCGCAGUGACAUCACCUCAGGAAUGUCACUGCGUCAACUAUGGGACCUCACUCUGUCCACAAAUGUCACUGGCACAGCCUGUCUGACGGAGGCCAUGAUUCCCUUGCUGCGCAAAUCGAGUCAACGCCCGCGUGUGAUCUUUGUAUCGACUCGGAUGGCUUCCUUGGUCGAGAGCUUGAAUCCCAAUACCUUGUAUUACAAUAUCGACUAUAAGAUGUACGACACUAGCAAAGUCGCAGUGAACAUGCUGGUCUCGAAUUAUGCUCGUAUAUUAGGCGCGGAGAUGAAGGCGCGCGUCAAUGCCGUCUGUCCUGGUCUCAUCCAAACGCAUCUCACCAAUUACAUUUCUUAUGGCGGUAAGCCGGAGGAUGGCGCUCAACGGAUUUUGGAAUUGGCGACUGUUGCCGACGACGAUGAGACGACGGGGACAUUUUCGGACAGUAAUGGUGUCAUAUCUUGGUAG
Messenger RNA from Talaromyces marneffei, 753 nucleotides. RefSeq lists its product as uncharacterized. NCBI's taxonomy places the organism in Eukaryota, Fungi, Ascomycota, Eurotiomycetes, Eurotiales, Trichocomaceae. The record is from RefSeq and is a predicted model, not a curated record. The transcript has a single exon. Gene Ontology annotation, molecular function: oxidoreductase activity. The coding region runs from base 1 to 753 and encodes 250 amino acids.